Messenger RNA from Felis catus (domestic cat), 2966 nucleotides. Its product is annotated as zinc finger protein 677-like. The transcript is spliced from 4 exons. Gene Ontology annotation, cellular component: nucleus. The coding region runs from base 814 to 2637 and encodes 607 amino acids. Gene Ontology annotation, molecular function: DNA-binding transcription activator activity, RNA polymerase II-specific; RNA polymerase II cis-regulatory region sequence-specific DNA binding; DNA-binding transcription repressor activity, RNA polymerase II-specific. Lineage: Eukaryota; Metazoa; Chordata; Mammalia; Carnivora; Felidae. Gene Ontology annotation, biological process: negative regulation of transcription by RNA polymerase II. The record is from RefSeq and is a predicted model, not a curated record.
CUGAAUUGAUUGGGUAUGGGAUAUUAAGUUGUGAAGUGCUGAUUUGUGGCCCUGUGACCUCGUUAAUUAAAAUUUGGGAAUUGUUUCAGUUACGCAGAAGAGAAUGAGAGGUGUGAAACCAGGUGUUGGAGGCAUCUGCACUUUCUAAGUAUUGCAUCAGAAGAUAAUUCCAUUUGGAACCCUUACUCAUCUAGAGGGCAGAGGCUUAGCUCACUUAAUGGGGGAAGACUUUCUGUAACCACAUGGUGCUUUUUACAAUGGCCAUUAUUAACAGUACUAUUUCUCUCUCCUUUUUUAUGGCUCGUCGCAUUCUUUUCUAAAUUUGAUGUAUCCUCUUUAUCUUUAAUAUCAUAAUCCAUUCUUUUUAAUUUCCAAAUUAUUUUCCCUCUUAAUUUUUAUUGUUCAGAUUAUGAGUUUUACAUGCUGUCUACUCUUUUCACAAGUUGGAAUUAUUCUUUAAUGUCUGGUAAAUAACUUCAUGGUAUUUCGUUACAUAUCCACAAAGGAUGUCGGUAAUCUUUUAACACUCAAAACCUAGUUUAGGCAGUUAAUUUAAUAUUCAACAGUUCUCUUCUUCCCUUAAGUGAUCUUUUACAUUACUGAGUUCUGAGCUGAAGUCUGCAACUAAGUAGAUGUUCCCCUUAAGUUCCCUUUGUCUUUUCUGUACAGAUGUUGAAGAAUGGUCUGGAUUGAUGUGGAACUUUGUUCCAGCAGAGCCCAUCCGUUUAUGGUGCAGAGAUUGCCCAGAGCUCAUCUCCCCAGUAUAACCUUACCUGAGAAAGAAGGCUAGAAGAAGAGAGAGAAAAAGGAGGAAUGGCUCUUCUCCAGGGGCGGUUGACAUUCAGGGAUGUGGCCAUAGAAUUCUCUCAGGAGGAGUGGGAGUGCCUGGACCCCGCUCAGAGGUCCUUGUACAGGGACGUGAUGUUGGAGAACUACAGGAACCUGGUCUCCCUGGGUGAGGAUAACUUCCCUCCUGAAGUCGGAAGCCCUUCAGCUGGAUUUGUAAUCAAGGAAUUAUCACCAAUAGAGGACAUUAAUAAAGGAGAAUUGUGCCACCUGGUAAUACUGGAGAGAAAUGAAAGUCAUGGCAUCCAGGAUUUUGAUCUCAAGGAAGUCUGGGAAAAUAUGCAUGAGUUAGAGACUCAGUGGGAGUAUGAUGCAAGAAAUUACAAAGAAGUGCCUUUGACCCAUGACAAAAAUCUCACUUGUGGAAAAGACUGGCAACUUAAUCAGUCCUCAGUUACUCUUCCUGAAAAGCAGAGUGUUUCUGUAAGAAAUAAUAUGUACCAGUAUUUCAUGCCUGAGGAGCCAUUUAUGAGGAAUUCGUUAAAACUGGGCGGUAACAGAAGUGGUUCUGGAAACCAGUACAUAAACGGCGUGGAAAAUAGAACUGGAUUAAGUUUGCAGGCACAUCUGGCUGAACUCCAGAGAUUUCACAGUGAGGAGGAAAUGUAUGAAUGUAGUAAUCCAAUUGAGAAGUCUGUCAGCAAUGGUUCCUCAGUCUCACUACUUCAAGGAAUUCCUCCCAGUACCAAAAACAUUUGGAAUAAAUCUAGGAAGAUUUUUAAAUAUCCUUUGUUACCUGCACAAGACAGAAGAGCAUACACUAGAGGAAAAUCUUACAAAUGUAAUGACUGUGGGAAGGCUUUUAGCAAAAGCUCAAAUCUCAUGAGUCAUGAGAGAAUUCAUUCUGGACAGAGACCUUACAAAUGUAAUGACUGUGGCAAAGCCUUUAUGGAGCGCUCACAUCUGACUCGACAUAAGAAAAUCCAUACUGGAGAGAAACCUUACAAAUGUAAUAAAUGUAGCAAAGCCUUUGCUGAGCGUUCAGGCCUUACUCAACAUGAGAAAAUCCAUACUGGAGAGAAACCUUACAAAUGUAAUGAGUGUGGCAAAACUUUUAAGCAGUGCUCCCACCUCAUUAGACAUCAGGAUACACAUCCUGGAGAGAAACCAUACAAAUGUGAUAUAUGUGGCAAGGCUUUUAUCCAAAGCUAUAACCUUAUAGAACAUCAGAGGAUCCAUACAGGAGAAAAACCAUAUAAAUGUAGAAAAUGUCAUAAGGCUUUUAGCAGACGUUCAAACCUCUGGGGUCAUGAAAGAACUCAUACUGGAGAGAAACCUUACAAAUGUAAUGAAUGUGGCAAAGCUUUUACCAAAUUUUCAAAUCUUACUACACAUCAGAAAAUACACACUGGAGAGAAACCAUACAAAUGUAAUGUGUGUGACAAGGCUUUUAUCCAAAGUUCAAACCUUACUGACCAUCAGAGAAUUCAUACAGGUGAAAAACCUUAUAAAUGUAAUAAAUGUGAUAAGUCUUUUAUCAAACGUUCACAUCUUUCGGGUCACGAGAGAACUCAUACUGGAGAGAAACCGUUCAAAUGUACUGAGUGUGGAAAAGCCUUUACGGAACGUUCACAUCUUACUCAGCAUAAGAAAAUCCAUACUGGAGAGAAACCUUAUAGAUGUAAUGAGUGUGGCAAAGCUUUUACCCAAUUUGCAAACCUUACUAGGCAUCAGAAAAUACAUAGUGAAAAGAAACCGCAUAAACCUAAUAUGUGUGGCAGUGCUUUUAUUCAAAGCUCAAGCUUUGGGGAUCAUCAAAGAACUCAUAGGAAAAAGAAACCUUGCAAAUAAAAUGAGCAAGGCUUACUCAACGGCAGAGAUUCCAUCAUGGAGAGGAACCAUAUGAAACUAACAUGUGGCAAAGCUUGUAACCAUGGCUCACACCUCCCCUGAUAUCAGAAUAUAAAUCUCUAAAAGAAAGCACACAAAUGGAAUGUAUGGCAAGCCUUAUCCAAAGCUUAUUAUAUCUUGUGAAUGUAAUUUUUACUAGAGGGAAACCUUACAAAUGUAAUGAGUAUGAUCAGGUUUAUAAAAAAUGUACAGAUUGGGGAGAGGGGUAAAAUAGGUGGAUGGGAUUAAGAGGUACAGACUUCGAGUGAUUAAAAAAAACCCAAAAUGUA